CUGGACUGCAACAGAGCGGCCUUAGACACUGUACGGAAUGUAUCAGAGCUGCACCUGAGCUGGACAACUGGCUGGACAACCUGUGAGGAGGGCCAGGGCUGCCAGGAAACGUUGAUGCUAAUACAGAACGGACAAAAAUUUCACAUGGUUCUCACUAAGGGAUGUACUAGUGCUGCAAACAGAGAGGCUCAAAUCACCAGGCACAGAACAGGCCCCGGAAUCUCUAUCAUCACGUAUGUCCAUGUGUGCCGCCACAGGGACUUCUGUAACGACCUGUCUACAACUGAAAAUCUUUGGACUCCACCCCCUGACACAGUCCUAGGGACCCUGAGCUGCCCACACUGCCUGUCAACUAGUGACUGUGAACACGCACCUGAGCAGGUCUGUCCUGCAGGCAGCUCACACUGCUACAAUGGAGUCCUCAGACUCAGGGGAGGGGGCAUAGUCACCAAUCUGAGGGUGCAGGGCUGCAUGCCAGAGUCAGGCUGCAACCUGUUUGAUGGCACCAAGGCCAUCGGACCCAUAGGAGUGAGUGAGAAAUGCGGGCCCCAGUCAGGCGCUCAGGCCCUAGAAUGCUGGAGUGGGAAAGCAGACGCCCUAAGGAAGGUGUCGUCGCUGCCCCUGGAAUGGACAACCAUCUUGGAGACCUGUAAAAUCGGCGAGGGGUGCCAGGAAACUGUCUUACUAAUAGUGAAUGGACCCAGUGUGAACUUGGUGCUCACCAAAGGCUGCACAGCAGACGAAGACCACAAGCCCCGAAUCACCCGGCACAGAACAGGCCCCAGCGUCUCCAUUAUCUCUUAUACCCACGUGUGCCGCCACUGGGACUUCUGCAAUGACCUGUCCUCCACCCAUCCUCUCUGGAGCCCACCACCUGUCACAGGUCCAGGGUCCCUGCAUUGCCCAUUGUGCCUUUCCAAAGAUGGCUGUCCAGAGAAUGCUUCUGAACAGGUCUGCCCUGCAGGCAGCUUGCACUGCUAUAAUGGAGUCCUCAGCCUCAGGGGAGGAGGACUCAUCUCCGAUCUGAAGGUGCAGGGCUGCAUGACCCAGCCAGGCUGUGACCUGCUUAACGGCACCCAGACAAUUGGACCCAUAGAUGUGCAUGAGAACUGCGGUCCUCAGUUAGCUGAAGAGGUUCUGAAAUGCCAGCAUGGAACAUUGGAGAUCACAAGGAAUGUAUCACAGCUGCCUCUCCAGUGGACAGCUGGCCAGACAACCUGUGGUGUGGGUGAAGGCUGCCAAGACACGUUGAUCAUGAUAGAGAACGGAGAGAUGGUGAAGUUGAUUCUCACAAAAGGCUGCACAACAGCUGAGGACCAAGAGGCCAAAGUCACAGAGCACAGGAAGGGCCCAGGGCUGUCUGUUACCUCCUACACCCGAGUGUGCCGCCUAGAAGACCUCUGCAAUUACCUGUCCACCACAGUCCCUCUUUGGGCUCCACCCCCUGUGACAGCCCCAGGGACCCUGCGCUGCCCACUCUGCCUUUCCGAAGAUCGUUGUGAGAAUGCACCCAUGCAGGUCUGCCCCGCAAGCAGCACACACUGCUACAGUGGCGUCCUCAGGCUCAGGGGAGGGGAGAUCAUCUCCAAUCUGAGGGUGCAGGGCUGCAUAUCCCAGCCAGACUGCAACCUGCUCAACGGCACCCAGACAAUUGGACCCAUGGUUGUGCGUGAGGACUGCAGUCCUCAGAUAAACGGGCAGAGUACGAACAAAAGUGCUCUGACAUGUUACAAGGGGGUCAUGUUGAAGCUUGGCACUGGCUUUGCUAAAAACGCUGUUGAGUGGUCUGCUCUGUCGACCAAAGUGUGUGAACCUGAGGAGUUAUGUCAGGAGACGCUCCUCCUCAUAGACGUAGGACCACGGACACUCCUAAUAGGGAGCAAAGGUUGCACCGGGCGUGGGGCAAAGGACAACAGUGGUGUCUCCAUGUACUCCCGGCCCCCUGGAAUGCUGGUAGCUUCCUACACACGCUUCUGUUCCUCCCACCUGUGCAAUGAAGCCAGCAGCAGCAGCGUCCUGCUGAGCCACCUCCCUCGUCCAACUGUCCCUCCCCCUGGAGACCUGCAGUGUCCCGUGUGUGUAGAGUUUUUUGGAUCCUGCUUUCCAAAUACCAAUUUUGUCACCUGCCCUCAGGGGACCACUCGCUGUUAUGAAGGGGAACUUGUGCUCCAGGGAGGUGGAGUGUCUUCCACACUGAGCCUUCAGGGAUGCAUGUCCUCACCUGCCAAAACCUUACUGGGUGGCUCUAAAACAAUCGGGAUUUUCUCCACAAAAGAACUCUCUGAGGAUGAAGAGGAAAAUGAUCAAAAGCCUCUGGGUAGAGGUGCCUCGGCCUCUUCUCUGGCUUGGGUGUUAGGGCUGGGGCUCUUCUUAGCCCUUUGUUUGUAGGGCUUUGUCCUCUCUGCUGAGCCCAUUUCCCUACAAUCCUUAAUCCCUGUUGGCCACCCAUACCCCGCCCUCCUCUGACGUCAUAACCUAACACCUUACCCUUGGAACCUUCUGCCCAU
Arvicola amphibius (Eurasian water vole) is the source of this 2507-nucleotide messenger RNA. Its product is annotated as CD177 antigen-like. The record is from RefSeq and is a predicted model, not a curated record. Gene Ontology annotation, biological process: regulation of integrin-mediated signaling pathway; leukocyte cell-cell adhesion; cell-cell junction maintenance. The transcript has 16 exons. Bases 115 to 2388 code for a protein of 757 amino acids. NCBI's taxonomy places the organism in Eukaryota, Metazoa, Chordata, Mammalia, Rodentia, Cricetidae. Gene Ontology annotation, cellular component: plasma membrane; plasma membrane raft.